Rhizophagus irregularis DAOM 181602=DAOM 197198 is the source of this 1858-nucleotide messenger RNA. RefSeq lists its product as uncharacterized. Lineage: Eukaryota; Fungi; Glomeromycota; Glomeromycetes; Glomerales; Glomeraceae. The record is from RefSeq and is a predicted model, not a curated record.
ACAAUAACGAAAAAAAAAAAUAAAAAUAAAAAUGUCGAAAUUAAAUAAAGAUAUUCUUUAUUUAAUAUUUGAAGAAUUACAAGAUAAUAAGGAGUAUCUUGCUUCAUGCCUUACAGUUAAUAAAACUUGGUGUGAAAUAGUUAUUCCAAUAUUGUGGAAAAAUCCCUGGAGAUACUACUUAAAUAAUAAGAAGGAAUUAUCAUUAUUAAACACAAUCGUUUCACAUUUAUUAGAUGAAGCAGGAAAUGGAUUAAGUCAGCAUUAUAAUUUUUUUGCAAAUUCAUGUAAGAAACCCUUAUUUAAUUAUAUUAGUUUUUGUAAACAUUUAAAUUUAGAAAGAAUCGAAGAGUUAAUUAAAGGGACCAAUAUUAACGAUAUAAAUGAUAUACUUAAUCUUUUCAUUAAUGAAAAUAUGGAAUAUACACACCUUUAUAUAUCCCAAAAUUUUGAUUAUAAUUUCAUAACUGGAGCAGAAAUUUGUUUUUCAAAAAUUGAAUUUCUUAAGUUUAAUAGUAUAGGUAAUGAUAAGUUUUUAUCAAUAUUAACGAAAGUGUGCAAAUCGAUUAAAGUAUUGAAACUUAAUAUUUAUGGACCUGAUUACAACGAUGGAAUUGUCAAGUUAAUUGAAAACCAAAAAAAAUUAUUUGAUAUUAGUUUUCUAGAUAUUGACAAACCAUCUUGUAAAAUUAUUGAAAAUUCAUUGAUCAAACAUGCAAAUACUAUACAAUAUAUUAGUACAUGUGAACAAUUUGAAUCAAAAGUUUUUAGGUCUUUUGUAAAUUUAAAAAUUCUGGAAUUGAAUGGUAACAAGACCAAUAAAGAAUGGUAUAAUAUAAGGAAUUUAUUUUUACCUUCUUUACAAGCUUUAAAUGCUAUUGAUAUUCCAAUUGAUUGGUUUGCAAAUUUAAUUGAAAGUUCGGGAAAAAAACUUACCAAAAUUUCUUAUUAUAAUUCUGAUAAAAAUGCUAAUAAUGAGGUUUAUAAUAGAAUACUUAUUCAAGCUAUUUAUAACAAUUGUCCAAAUAUUAUGUAUCUUGAAUUAUUAUAUAAGAACGAGAAUAUUUUAGAUUUAGAAAAAUUAUUAAUUAAUUGUCAAUAUCUAAAAAGAUUAGGUUUUUAUUGUUAUUAUCGUGAAAAUUUAUUUUGUCAAACUGAAAUACAAAAAUAUAUUGAGUGGGAUAAUUUAUUCAAUAUUUUAGCUAUAUCAUCACCACUUGGUUUGUUUGAAUUCAAUUUUAAAGGUACGAAUGAAAAACCUGAAUUGGAAUCUUUAAAACUAUUUUUUGAUAAUUGGGAAGGUAGACAUCCUAUUAUUUUAAAAUUUCAAAUGGAGGGAAAUUAUCGUAAAGUAAUAAAUGAUGAAUUAAUUGAUCUUGUAAAAAGAUAUAAAGAAAAGGGUGUAAUUAAAGAUUAUGUCUAUUAUUCCAAUUUUUUUCAUCGUGGAUAUACAAAUAUAUUAGAUAAAUAUAUAGUAGAAGUAGCAAAAAAGAAAAAACGACUGGAACAAGAUUAAUUAUUAUGAUAGAUAACUUUUUUAGUAUACAAAUUAAAAUAAUAGCCAUAUAGGGGAUUGGGGAUUUCAUUUAUUUAUUUUCUUCAUAUUUGAUGAUAUUUACGUUACCAUACGUAAAAUUUCAUAAUAUUUCAUUAUUUAUAUUAAUAAAGUAUCUAUUUUCAAUACAAGUAGGGAUUUAUUAUUAUGCUAUGACACAUUGAAAUAUAUAUAUAUAUAUAUAUAUAUUUUUUAUGCAAGUAUUUAAAUUUACACGGACAUGAAACGAUUGCAACGAUUAUAAUUUCAAUAGGAAUUUUCAUAGUUGUGACACUGUUAUGAAAUGACAGAAAUGACGAUUAGUUA